Microthlaspi erraticum is the source of this 747-nucleotide messenger RNA. The record is from the annotation of a GenBank genome assembly. NCBI's taxonomy places the organism in Eukaryota, Viridiplantae, Streptophyta, Magnoliopsida, Brassicales, Brassicaceae.
AUGGCCAACGACACUCACACCGAUGACUUAGACGAGCUUCUCGACAGCGCCUUGGAUGAUUUCAAGGAUCUCAAUCUUACUCCAAGAAAAGGAGAGGUGAAGAAAGAAGAUGGUGAUAAGAAAGAGACAGAGUCAUUGCCGAGUGGGAUUCAAGGCCUUGGAAUGGGUUUACCAGAUAUGAGGAUCAAGAAGAAAGGAAAGCAAAAGGUUGCUAAAGAGGACCAUGUUGCUGAGGCUCUUGAUAAACUCAGGGAACAAACCAGAGAAACCGUCAAAGGGCUUGAGUCCUUAUCCUCACCUAAGCUGCAGCCACCUGGCUCUGGUUCUGAUGAUGCUAUGGUCGAAGAUUGGAUCAAACAGUUCGAGGAUCUUGCUGGAUCCAAGGACUUGGAAUCAAUAGUGGACACGAUGAUGCAACAGCUAUUAUCGAAGGACAUACUUCACGAGCCAAUGAAAGAGAUCGGCGAAAGGUACCCGAAAUGGCUAGAAGAGCAUGAAAGCAGUCUAAACAAAGAGGACUACGAGCGUUACUCUCGCCAGUAUGAGCUAAUCAAAGAGCUAAACUUGGUGUACGAGAACGAACCGAACAGUUCGACAAAGAUCAUGGAGAUUAUGCAGAAGAUGCAAGAGUGUGGACAACCGCCGAGUGAUAUAGUGCAAGAGAUGGAUCCUGGCUUUGAUUUCGCAAGUCUAGGCCAAAUGUCUCCGGAUAUGCUCGAGUCUUCACAGAAUUGUUGUGUAAUGUAA